AGCUUAGUAUAUUAAAACAUAUUUUAUUUAGACCCUGCCACGUGUUCCUAGUUAACUUUUCCCAUGGAAUAUCGUCGUGUUCAUCCAUCGACUGAGAUUGACUAUGCGAUCCCUCCCCUUGCGCUUUGUAUGUCAAAUCGCUAUGACAAAUUAAUUGAAUUUUGCUACAAUUUCGGGGAUUUUUCGCAAUUUUUCGACACUUUUUUCGGACUCAAUUAGGGCAGAAUCCAAUAUAUAUUAGGUCAUGAUAGAUGGGACUUAAGAGGAAACAUAGCAGAUGUUUUCCGAGCGAAACAGUUGCAAGGCUAUGAGUAUUCGGAACUAAACGUUUCACUCUCGUUUUGUGCAAAUUUUUAGUGUGUUCUAGCUGGCUUAUCUAAGAUAGCUUGAAAAGCAACAAUCAUGUUUGCCUGACUUCGUAAAUUUCAAUCAUAUAACCCACAUUCCCUAUCUGCACGCACUUAUCGAUUCUUGUGUACACAUAUACGUGAAAAGAACUCGCCGGGUUUUCUUAGUUGUCAUAAAAUUGCCGGCCCAGGUUCAGUUUGCAAUCGGAAGCCAAGGAGCAUGUCGAACCCAAUUCUACUUACGCAGAUAUCCCAAGAUGCCUCUCUACCGACCUGGCUGGAUCAGAAGGAUCUGGAGGCCUUGGUGAGGCAGGACAUUGCAGAGUUUAGCAAAAUCGAAAACAUUCGAUGCAAGAGGGAGGUUCAACUGGCCCAGCCAGCACUCUGUGCUCAUCUUCAGGUACUUUUAAGGGACAACAAAAAACGACAAGUGAGUUACCUAAUCAAGUCACCAGAAUCGAUAGCAAUCGGUUUAAAAGUGCCCAUAGAAGGGGAUUUCACAGUGGAGCGUCAUAUUUACGAGAAUGUACUACCUUCCCUGGAGGAGCUGUACAAAGAUGCGGAUAAGAUCAUUCGCUUUAGCCCACCAGUUAUCCAGUCAAAGCAAAAAUCCAACCAUCUCUGCUUGGAAUACAUCUUAAACAAGGGCUAUUCCGUGGCCAAUGGCCCCAAAGGUCUGUCCGCAACCACAAUGAAAGGUGUUCUAUCGAAACUGGCUGCUUAUCACGCCGGAACAGCUUGCUAUAUAGCGAAGAAUUCCAGCAAGAUUAGGGAGCUUCCAAAGCUUGGGGAGAACUCGAAACUGGGGAAAGAGGCUGCCGAGCUCAAAAGCUUGUACCAAAUGAGAUUUCACGAGAGUCUCCGCGCGAACGAGGCCAGAGAGUACGAAGAUAAGGUGAAAUCAUUUCAAAAGUAUCUGAAGUCGAAUACCGAACUUCUGGAUUUGAGAACUUCGUUCAAUGUGAUUCUAAAUGGAUCCUGCUGGCCGAAUAAUGUGCUCAUCCAAGUCGAUGCUUUUGGCAAUGUUAAGGAUACGCUCUUCAGUGACUUUCAUGCUGCCAAAUAUGGUCCAGCUGUAUAUGAUCUUUUUAGCUUGCUCCUCACGGCCCCGGCUGAAAAAUCCACCCGAUUUGAUGGCUUUGUGAAGUAUUACCACGACCGUUUGAUCGAAAACCUGACUCUACUGAGGUUCCAGGGAAAGAAACCCAGCCUUACGGAUCUACAGUUGGAUCUACUGAGAUACGGUCAUUGGGCCUUUGAGUUUGCCACUGAAGUUCUGCCCAUCUUGCUCUCGGAUUUUGGCAACAACGACGUGGAUGAGCUCUUCAAGAACCCUGUGUUUGGAUCUCAAAUUAGAGAACUGCUACCCUGGCUAGAGAAUCGUGGAUACUUCGAAGAAGACUAGACAACGACCUAGUUACAGUCAU
Drosophila biarmipes is the source of this 1774-nucleotide messenger RNA. RefSeq lists its product as uncharacterized. The transcript is spliced from 4 exons. The coding region runs from base 568 to 1752 and encodes 394 amino acids. The record is from RefSeq and is a predicted model, not a curated record. Lineage: Eukaryota; Metazoa; Arthropoda; Insecta; Diptera; Drosophilidae.